Messenger RNA from Callithrix jacchus (white-tufted-ear marmoset), 2168 nucleotides. It is a transcript of the gene BPHL, whose product is annotated as biphenyl hydrolase like. Lineage: Eukaryota; Metazoa; Chordata; Mammalia; Primates; Cebidae. Gene Ontology annotation, molecular function: serine hydrolase activity. The record is from RefSeq and is a predicted model, not a curated record.
GAGGAGGGGGCGUGGCUCCUGGGAGGAUCGGGCCGGCGACCGCGCUUGGUUUCAGUGCAUGCGCACUCCCGGCAGCGAUGCCAUCUUUGUCUAUGAUGUCUGUGCUGGGCCGCCCGGGCGUGCUGCGGCUGCGGCUGCGGCUGCGGAUGCUGCUCACGGCGCUGAAGCCCGGUGUCCUCGUCUCACAGGCCGGACCUGCGGCCGCGUUCGGCACCUCGAUAACCUCCGCCAAAGUGGCUGUGAAUGGCGUUCAUCUGCAUUAUCAGCAGACUGGAGAGGGAGAUCACGCAGUCCUGCUACUUCCUGGGAUGUUGGGAAGUGGAGAGACUGAUUUUGGACCUCAGCUCAAGAACCUCAAUAAGAAGCUCUUUACAGUUGUCGCCUGGGAUCCUCGAGGCUAUGGACAUUCCAAGCCUCCAGAUCGUGAUUUCCCAGUAGACUUUUUUGAAAGGGAUGCAAAAGAUGCUGUUGAUUUGAUGAAGGCGCUGAAGUUUAAGAAGGUUUCUCUGCUGGGGUGGAGUGAUGGGGGCAUAACCGCACUCAUUGCUGCUGCAAAAUAUCCAUCUUACAUCCGCAAGAUGGUGAUCUGGGGCGCCAACGCCUACGUCACUGAUGAAGACAGCGUGAUUUACGAGGGCAUCCGAGAUGUUUCUAAAUGGAGUGAGAGAACAAAAAAGCCUCUAGAAGCCCUCUAUGGGUAUGACUACUUUGCCAGAACCUGUGAAAAGUGGGUGGAUGGCAUAAGCCAGUUUAAACAUCUCCCAGAUGGUAACAUCUGCCGGCACCUGCUGCCCCAGGUCCAGUGCCCCACCUUGAUUGUGCAUGGCGAGAAGGAUCCUCUGGUCCCGAGGUUUCAUGCCGACUUCAUUCAUGAGCAUGUGAAAGGCUCACGGCUGCAUUUGAUGCCAGAAGGCAAACACAACCUGCAUUUGCGUUUUGCAGAUGAAUUCAACAAGUUAGCAGAAGACUUCCUACAAUGAGAAUGCACACGAGUCUUGGUGGUUCCUCAGUGUGGGGCAUGAUCCUGUUUCUCCGUUACCAUGAUGCCUUUGAAAUGCUCUGCCUGAGCUUUCUACACCUCCCUUCAGUCUUAUCCUGACCAAAUGAGAAUAAGGACCUGUUGAAAACAGCCUCUGGCUUCAGGUGGUGGCUCACGGCUACAAUCUCAGCACUUUGGGAGGCUGGGGUGGGAGGAGCAUUGCUUGAGUCCAGGAGUUCAAGACCAGCUUGUACUACAUAGGGAGACUCUGGCUCUACAAAAAAAAUUUUGUUUUAAUUAGCCAGGCAAAGUGGGACACACCUGUGGUCCCAGCUGCUCAGGAAGCUGAGGUGGAAGGAUCACUUGAGCCCACUUCAAAGCUACAGUGAGCUGUGAUUGCAUCACUGCACUACAGCCUGGGCAACAGAGUAAGACCUUGUCUUAAAAAAAAAAAAAAAAAAAGGAAUAAAGCUUCUAACUUCAAUAGCUACAAAAAUUAAAUCUGAUUUUCUAACAUGAAGUUAUGACAAGUCAUACCAUUGUCUUAAAAGGUAAAUUCCUGCUAUAAUUUACUUUCAAAUAAAUUUUAGCUGGAGUAUUUGUAGUGUUAAUGUUGGAGAUUUUAAGAAAUUUAUUUUUUUUUUUACUUUAAAAUUUUUAUUAAAAAAAUAAAAAACUUUUUUUGUUUUAAAGACAGGGUUUCACCAUGUUGGUCAGGCUGGUCUUGAACUCAUGACCUCAGGUGAUCCGCCCGCCUCAACCUCCCAGAGUGCUGGGAUUACAGGCGUGAGCCACCACACCCGGCCAGUUUUAAGAAAUCUUUAAUGUAUACUGUACCUUUAAUCUGAGACAUUCAAGCUUCACUUGUGUUUUUGUGUUUAUCUGUCACAGUCAAAGAAAAGUAGGGAAAGUCCGUGCCUGAGUUCUUCAAUUGCAAGAUCAUAGGAUGUCCAAGAACAGCAGCAAUAGGGGCAGGUUUGCCUUGUCCCCAUAUCCCUCUUUACUCCUGGUUCACUUUGAGAGAUUAAUACUUUGGUCCAGUAAAGGUGAACAAAAUGGGUAUUUUCAUUGCUCUGUACUAAAGAGCAGGAAUGUUAUUAAUUAAAACACUAAAGCAGAAAUCCUACCUUGCUAUUAAAAUUAAACAUUGAGUACCACAAUAAAAAUAGUAACAAGUUAAACCUUGAAA